AUGGUCCACUACAAUCGUGUCGCUCCUCUCGUUGCCAGGGACGUCGAGCGCAUCGAAGCCCAACUUGACCAAAUCAGUACACAGAUCGCUCAACUGCGACACAAAGUCGACGACCUGAAGGGCGAGAUAUCCGCCAUAAACCUCACCAUAGAGAAACGAUUUCGGCAAUUCUAUGUCGGCGGUAGCUAUGCGGUCCUAGCUAUAGGUGCCGCGGCCUUGCUGCUCGGGGUAUCGUGCAUUCCACCUUACCUCGAGAACAUGCGCCUGGAUGCGCAGCUUGAACUCCUCAAUGAGCGUCGGUCCCCAAAAGGCAGGGGCGCAAUUUCCUAG
Molecule: messenger RNA, 330 nt
Organism: Westerdykella ornata
Lineage: Eukaryota; Fungi; Ascomycota; Dothideomycetes; Pleosporales; Sporormiaceae
Exons: 2
Coding region: 1-330 (109 amino acids)
Source: RefSeq, a predicted model, not a curated record